Molecule: messenger RNA, 696 nt
Organism: Laccaria bicolor S238N-H82
Lineage: Eukaryota; Fungi; Basidiomycota; Agaricomycetes; Agaricales; Hydnangiaceae
Exons: 4
Coding region: 1-696 (231 amino acids)
Source: RefSeq, a predicted model, not a curated record
AUGGAAAAUGAACCGUGGUCAUCACACACUCGACAUUUGCUGGUGCAGGAUGUUUUGGAACACGAUGACAAACCUGAGCCAUCACACGCUCGACCUUCGCAAGUGCAGGAUGGUUUUCUUGUACUUCUAGAGGGGAGGAAGUUGAUGUUGGGAUACAGCGGAGAAUACGACAGAAAGAACACCUUGGACAUCUGGUACCACCUCCUUGACUACGUCUACACCGCCUUCCACCAUGCUCAUAUGGAGAUCCCCACCAAGCCAAAAACAAUCUGGUUUGUUCCCUUCUUCCCCGCCUGUCCCCUCCUCAUGACUUUACCCUACCCAGGUACCUCGACUACAUCUACACCAUCUUCUGCCAUGCUCAUAUGGAGACUCCCACUACCAUCUUCACCGUGCCCAAAUUCCGAGCUCAUUCACACUAGAUGGAGGUGGCAGCAAUCCCAUCGCCGUUUUCGCCGUGCCUAUAUAUUCAACAUUUGGGCUGAGCGUGCGUUCAAGUUCUGGAUCACGGGGGUCUCUACUGCUGGCAUUCUGGAUCGUAAGGAAGAAGCAAAAUUCUCGGAGGACAACUGGGGCGCCAGCACAUCGAUUCUAUCAACAAAUUGUCGCGAAGACAAUUCGUGCAUCGAGGGGAUAGGCAUUGGCACUGUGAACGAGCGAAACGGGUCGUUUUGGUUUCUCCAUGAGCGAGCCUGA